AUGCAGCCAAAGCUUUCAUCUGCCAUUGCCGGCCUUCUGCCUGCCAUGCUGGCGGUAGCGGCUCCAGCUCCCCAGAUCCAAUCCAUUGGAGAGAAUACCGGACCUGUUGCGGGCGUCACUCCUCCCAUCCCUACUGUUACUGCUGCCUCUGGCAGUCUAUAUGGUAGCACCGGGCUUCAGGGGGGCGUUGCUCCCAUUCCCGACACUAGCGAUGGAAGUGCCGUGAUUAAGAACAUCAAGGAAGUCCCGGGACAAGACGCAGAUGCCAGCCUCGGCGUGUAUCUCGAUUUUGAGAGUGUCGAUGAGCCGCAACCCAUUCGCGGUGCAUUCGGUGGCAGUGACGCCGGCCCUCGUACCUUUGAGUAUGAGAAGUUGAACCCCGAUCUGUUUGCGGCUCCCGGAACCGACUCGGGCGCUGUUCCCAAUGCCGUCUGGCCUCUUGGCCUCUCCCACAACCGCCCUGGCGCUUCUGGUAGGGCUGGUUGGGCCCGUCAGCAAAACACCGCCGUGCUCCCUGCUGCUACGGCUAUGGCUGGUGUCGAUAUGAAGCUUGAGCCUCACGCUUACCGCGAGCUUCACUGGCACACUGCCGGCGAAUGGUCCUUGAUCUUGAAGGGAUGCGUCCGUGUUGCGGCCGUCAAUGACAAUUCUCAGACCUUUACUGACGACCUCUGCGAGGGUGACGUUUGGUUCUUCCCUGCUGGUGUUCCUCACUCCAUCCAGGCUUUCGAGAACGGUGCCGAGUUCUUGCUUGUCUUUGACCAGGGUGAUUUUGACGAGAACGGAACUUUCCUCAUCAGCGAGAUGUUUGCCCGAACUCCUCGCUCUGUCCUGUCCAAGAACUUCCGCGCCCCUGUCGAUGCCUUCAAGAACCUGCCCAACAACCAGCUCUACAUCUUCAACGGAACCCCUCAGCCCAAGGACAUUAGCAAGCAGAACAUCACUGGCCCCAACGGCUCCUUGUCCGGCCCCAGCGGCUACACCUAUCACUGGUCUCAGCAGAAGGCAUUCGAAACCCCCGGAGGUUCCGUCAAGAUUCUGGACCCCACCACUUUCCCCAUCGCUUCCACAUUCUCUGCUGCUCUGGUCACCGUUCAGCCUGGUGCCAUGCGAGAGCUUCACUGGCACACCUCUUCCGACGAGUGGGACUACUUCCUGCAGGGUUCUGGCCGUGCAACUCUCUACAAGGCCCCUAGCUCUGCCAACACUUUCGACUUCACUGCUGGCGAUGUUGGCUAUAUUCCCCAGGCUGAUGCUCACUACAUCGAGAACACUGGUACCGAGGAUCUCAUCUUCCUUGAGGUCUUGCAGGCUAGCCACUUCUCCGAUAUCUCUGUUGCUCAGUGGCUUGCCCUGACUCCCGAGCAGACCGUUAUCGACCACUUGAACAUCUCUUCUGAGGUGCUUGAGGCCAUCCCCAAGGAGAAGACCAUCCUCAAGACUGGCAACACCAACCUCACCGAGAUUGUCGACACGGGCAAGGCUUACUAA
This is a messenger RNA of Trichoderma aggressivum f. europaeum, 1491 nucleotides long. RefSeq lists its product as uncharacterized. The record is from RefSeq and is a predicted model, not a curated record. NCBI's taxonomy places the organism in Eukaryota, Fungi, Ascomycota, Sordariomycetes, Hypocreales, Hypocreaceae. Gene Ontology annotation, biological process: oxalate metabolic process. Gene Ontology annotation, cellular component: outer membrane-bounded periplasmic space. Bases 1 to 1491 code for a protein of 496 amino acids. The transcript has 2 exons.